Messenger RNA from Elgaria multicarinata webbii, 2586 nucleotides. It is a transcript of the gene CLPTM1, whose product is annotated as CLPTM1 regulator of GABA type A receptor forward trafficking. Bases 28 to 2058 code for a protein of 676 amino acids. Gene Ontology annotation, cellular component: membrane; endomembrane system. The record is from RefSeq and is a predicted model, not a curated record. The transcript has 14 exons. NCBI's taxonomy places the organism in Eukaryota, Metazoa, Chordata, Lepidosauria, Squamata, Anguidae.
AACUACGCCAGGCAACGGCGCAGCAAGAUGGCGGCGCCGGAGACGGAGGUGGUGGCAGCGGGUCCCGGGACCGGCCCUGAACAGCAAGUGACUAGCAAUGGAACUGCAGGGGGAGGUGAAGGGGUUGUCGAAACCCAGCAACAGAACCAGCCCCCACAGCAAGCUCCGAAUGCCUGGCAGGUCAUCAAAGGAGUCUUGUUCAGGAUUUUUAUCAUCUGGGCCAUCAGCAGUUGGUUCCGUCGUGGGCCGGCACCACAGGAUCAGACCACCGCUGGCGGGGCACCCAGGGCACCGAGCCGAAAUCUCUUUCCUAAAGACACUUUAAUGGAUCUUCAUGUCUAUAUAUCAGAGCAUGAGCACUUUACAGAUUUCAACGCUACCUCGGCAUUGUUUUGGGAACAACGAGACCUUGUGUACGGGGACUGGACCAGUGGCGAGAAUUUCGAUGGGUGCUACGAACGCUACGCAGAGUUAGAUGUUCCUGAGAGUGUUCAACACAAUGGUUCCCUUUACAUCCACGUGUACUUUACGAAGAGCGGUUUCCAUCCCGAUCCGAAGCAGAAGAAUCUGUACAGGCGACUCGCUACAGUCCACACGUCGCGAAUGAUAAAUAAGUACAAACGCCGGCGGUUCCAGAAAACCAAGAAUCUACUAACAGGGGAGACGGAAGCGGAUCCUGAAAUGAUAAAAAGAGCUGAAGACUACGGCCCCGUGGAGGUGAUCUCGCACUGGCACCCGAAUCUCACCAUCAAUAUUGUGGAUGACCACACACCCUGGGUCAAGGGCAGCGUCCCUCCACCUCUGGACCAAUAUGUGAAAUUCGACGCGGUGAGUGGUGACUACUACCCUAUCCUGUACUUCAACGACUAUUGGAACUUGCAGAAGGACUACUUCCCUAUCAAUGAGACAUUGGAGCAGUUGCCUCUCCGCCUUUCCUUCUGCCCGCUGUCGCUGUGGCGGUGGCAGCUGUAUGCCGCCCAGAGCACCAAGUCCCCUUGGAACUUCCUGGGGGAGGAUCUGUACGAACAGUCGGACGAGGAGCAAGACUCUGUGAAGGUUGCUCUUUUAGAAACAAAUCCAUAUCUGCUGGCUCUGACCAUUGUCGUUUCCAUUGUACAUAGCAUUUUUGAAUUCCUCGCUUUCAAAAAUGAUAUUCAGUUCUGGAACAGCAGGCAGUCUCUAGAGGGUCUCUCUGUCCGUUCAGUCUUCUUCGGGGUGUUCCAGUCCCUCGUCGUCCUCCUCUACAUCCUGGACAACGAAACCAACUUCGUGGUGCAAGUCAGCGUUUUCAUUGGGCUCCUCAUUGACCUCUGGAAGAUCACCAAGGUCAUGGAUGUCAGGCUGGACCGGGAAAACAAAAUUGCCGGGAUCCUUCCACGCUUAACGUUCAAAGACAAAUCGACGUACAUAGAGACAUCUACCAAAGUCUACGAUGACAUGGCUUUCCGGUAUCUCUCUUGGAUCCUCUUCCCGUUGCUGGGCUGUUACGCGGUGUACAGCCUCCUCUACAUGGAGCACAAGGGCUGGUACUCCUGGGUCCUCAGCAUGCUGUACGGAUUCCUGCUGACUUUUGGCUUCAUCACCAUGACACCUCAGCUGUUCAUCAACUACAAGCUGAAGUCGGUGGCCCACUUACCGUGGCGGAUGCUGACCUACAAAGCUCUCAACACCUUCAUCGACGACCUCUUUGCCUUCGUCAUCAAAAUGCCCAUGAUGUACAGGAUAGGCUGUCUUCGAGAUGAUGUCGUUUUCUUCAUUUACCUCUACCAGCGGUGGAUCUACCGGGUGGAUCCGACCCGCGUCAACGAGUUCGGGAUCAGCGGGGAGGACCGGGGGUCUCGGACGACGACGCAGGGCGCCAUUCAGCAGGGCGGCACUCCUGCCGCGCCGGCCAGCGGUGCCCCCGAGGCGAUAACAGAGGGCCCGGCCAACGGCGCUCCUGCGGCAGCGACAGAGCACGUGGCCAGCGGCGCUCCUGAGGCCGGCUCGGCAGGCGUGCUGGACGGUGCCCCCGAAACACUCCCGCUGAAAACGGCGGAGGAGAAGAAGAAAGAUUAAACCUGCUCUAACUGUUAUUUUUUAAAAAUCCCUAACUUGACACUCUCACUGAUGGAUAAUGGACAGGAAGCGGAUGGGUGAUGGCAGGAGUUGCUUCGGCCCUCCAGGGUCCAAAGCUUUUUUUUGUUUUAUAUUCCGGUAAACUCGCUGGGGGGCAGGACGGAGGUCGGGGGUCAUUGGGAUGGGGCGAGAGCGACCGCUUGCAAUGUUGGUGCCGUUCGAUGUGACAUGUUGUAUCCACGGGAGAGAAACCUCACUUCCCCCCCCCCCCCCCAAACUCACUCCUCCGUAAAUCUCUAUGUUUAAAGCAAAACUCAAACCAGUAAUCAUUGUGACCUCCAUUCCAUUGUGCGGGUAUUUAGGACAUUUGUUAUUAAGGAGUUUCCCUCCAAGUUGUGUCUCCGUUUCAUAAAGAGAGCUGAUUAUCAGAACAAAACGAAACAAAAGAAAUACUGUUUCUCAUCGUUACAUCCUAAUACAGACUCCGGAUUUAAUAAAUUCAUAUGGGUGUUUAAGUUAAAGACCAAA